This is a messenger RNA of Polistes dominula (European paper wasp), 3681 nucleotides long. RefSeq names its product Protein tyrosine phosphatase 52F. The record is from RefSeq and is a predicted model, not a curated record. Gene Ontology annotation, molecular function: protein tyrosine phosphatase activity; protein binding. Gene Ontology annotation, biological process: peptidyl-tyrosine dephosphorylation involved in inactivation of protein kinase activity. Gene Ontology annotation, cellular component: signaling receptor complex. Lineage: Eukaryota; Metazoa; Arthropoda; Insecta; Hymenoptera; Vespidae.
AUGAUAUCAAAAAAAUAUUUACAAUUGUUAAUUUACAUUAUACAAAUUUUGUAUGCAUUUGGAGAGGAAGAUACGAUUGAAAAAAAUGAAAAUUUAGAGAUAACAUCGAACAUUAUCCAAAAAUACUCUUCCUUUGAUAAAGACAAAAGUUUAUCUAAAAUGGGAGGAGACAUUAAUACGCCUACGAAAAAUUUGAUUCCUGAUUAUAUUGACAAAUACAAAGAAUUAUAUUUUUCACCUGAAUUUAAUAAUGAUCAAAAUGGAAUUCAUUUCAAUUUAUGUGAAAAAUCAAAUGCAAUAGACGGAAUAGUUUUAGAAAAUGAAGAUAUAAAGGAAUUAACGGUCCAAGCAGUUGAUACAGAAAGUAUAUUAUUGUCUUGGUAUGGACCAUGUUCAAGUGAUAAUGAUAUUCCAUUGAAUUAUACUAUUGUAACAUACAAUGGUCAGACGAAAAAAUCGAAAAAUCUAAUAAGUAUAUUAUAUUAUAUAACAUAUAAUGUUACCGAACUUAAUCCAUGUACAUCUUAUACAUUUGAGGUGUUUAUAGUCGUAGAAAAUAAUAGAUCAAAUGGUAUUAAUGUAACGCAACAAACGAGUUCUAAUCUUACCUAUGUCGAAAAUGUGAAAAAUUUAUUUAUUUCUGAAUUGAACAAUAUUGAAAUAAACAAUGAGAAUGAAACUGGCUUGAAAUUGACUUGGGAUGUUCCCAAUAAAUAUAUUAAUUGUAUUGAUUAUUACAAAGUUAUAAAAUGCAUUGAAAAUAAUUGCGAUGAAAAUAAUAAAGAAGUUAACAUUACUAAAAAUACAAAUUAUACUGAAAUGAGUCUCGAACCUUGUACAAAAUACAUUUAUACUAUUAAAAUAGUAACUAAUUCUGCAGAAUCAACUGGAGAAACAAUAUCUCAUAUAACAAGAACAAUAACACCGGGUGAGCCACAGUCAUUGAUCGCAGAACCCGAUGAUUUUGCUUUAAAAAUUCGUUGGUUACCGCCAAUAAUUGGAAGACAAUGUGUUCAAACAUAUAGUGUUACAAUAUCUAAUACGGAAUCAAAUUUUUCUAAAAUCUUAUAUACCACAAAUACAUCAAUAAUUAUAAAGGAUUUAUAUGCUUGUACUUCCUAUAUGAUUCAUGUUGUUGCACUUGGUAAAGAUUCUUCAAGUGGAAUUUUAGCUACUAUUGAAGAAAAAACAAAUAAAAAAAUAACGCAAUCUCCUGUAUUAUUUGCAAAUGAACCAGGAACUUCUAAUAUAUCAAUGAUAUGGAGUAUUAGAAAUGUAGCAAACAAUUGUAAACUGGAAUCUUUAAUAGUUACAUGUAAUUAUGUAAAAAGUCAUGGACACGGUUAUGUACCAAAAUCAGGAGAUGCUCAAAUAAGCUUGAAUAAUCAUACAAUGUUGGCAGAUAUAACAGUAACAGAUCUUAGCCCUUAUACAACAUAUUUAUGUGAAGGAUUUGUUAUUAAUGAAGUAGGAAACAGUUCAUUAAGUGAACCAAUAAAUAUUACAACACUAGAAGAUGUAUUACCACCACCUAUUAUUAAUGUAAUAAAUGUAACAGAUACUCAAUUUAUCGUUACUUUGGAGAAGCCUACAUAUUUGCCAGGAGUAUUGAUAGAGUAUGAAAUUAAAUUUACAUGGUAUACGUUAUCUGAAAGAUCAGAGUCAUAUAAUGAUAAUGUUUCUGGUGUCGUUAUCAUUAGAAAUAUUACUGCCACAUCAUUUGAGUAUUCAAAAGGAAAACCGUAUACAAAUUAUACUGCAACUGCUAAAGCUAGAACUGCUGCGGGUUGGAGUAACGAUAGUAAUGUUGUAACAUUUGUAACAGAAUCAGGAAUUCCAUCAGAACCUAAUGAAGAAUAUAUAAAAUCAAUUACUAUAGAUGCAUAUAAAGCACGCAGGUCUACUACAUCAGUCACCAUUUUACUUCCAUUAUUUUCUGAUGAUAAUGGUGAAAUUAAAUAUUAUGCUAUUAUGGUUUCAAGAAAAGGAUAUAAUGUUGCUUCCAAAAUUAAAUUUAAUUUAACUGAAAAUGGAUGGCCAAAUGUUUCAUCGUGGGAAGAAUCCAUGAAAAAUGAUUUUUCUAUAUCAUAUCAAGCUACUAGACCAAGAUGGCAUCCUUUCCCAAAUAAUAUUGCUGAUUAUGGUCACAUAAAGGCAGUAAAAUAUGUACUUGGUGAAGAUACAGCUUGUAAAGAAAUAUCAUCUAAUACAAAUGGACGAUUAUAUUGUAAUGGACCACUUAAAUCAGAUACAUGGUAUGAUGUUAGAAUGCGUGCAUUUACUUCUGGAGGUUUUACGGAUUCACCUGCUUUUUUGAUCAAAACAAAUGCAGAGUUAGAUGUCGGAGCUGUAAUUGGAAUUGUACUUGGAAUUUUAUUUUUGGGUAUUUUGACAACAACAAUGUUACUUGUACGAAAAUGUUCUCCAUAUACAAUAUUUCGUCAGUUUUUAAAUGCUGAUAUGUCUGGAUCACCAAUACCUACUCCAUUUACAAGAAAAAAAUUUCUUGCACAUUGUCAGGAACUUGUUGACAAUCCUGGUAAAUUAAGUAAUGAAUUUAGGUUACUUCAAACUUUAAGUGUGGAUUUACAGAUGCCAACGAAUACUGCUUGUUUGCAAGCUAAUAGAAAAAAAAAUCGAUAUUCUGAUAUUUUACCAUAUGAUUUUUCAAGAGUUAAAUUAGAAGUAAUUGAUAAUGAUCCUAAUACCGAUUAUAUUAAUGCUUCAUUUAUAAAAGGUUAUAGUGGAGAAGAUGAAUAUAUAGCUUGUCAAGGACCAAAAGAAGAUACAACAUAUGAUUUUUGGAGAAUGAUUGAUCAAUAUGAAAUAAAUAUUAUUGUUAUGUUAACUCAAUUAGUUGAAAAAGAUAAAGUAAAGUGUCAUCAAUAUUAUCCAACAAUUAGAGAAACAUUUGGAUAUGAAAAUAUAACAAUACGAUGUACAAGCGAAUUAGAUUUUAGAACAUACACUCAAAGAACAUUGAUAUUGCAAAAGGAAAAUAAAAAGAAAACGAUAACACAUUUCCAUUUUAAAGAUUGGCCAGAUCAUGACGUUCCAGAAGAUUUUGAUUCAAUGAUCAAUUUUUGUCAAAUUUUACGUCGUAAUAUUGGUACUAAUAAAGGUUUAGUUGUUGUCCAUUGCAGUGCAGGAAUUGGUAGAACAGGUACUCUCAUAGCAAUUGAUAUUCUUUUGCAAUAUCUUAGAGAUAAUAGAAAACUAGAUGUGUUUGGAACUGUCUAUAGAUUAAGACAUCAUAGAAUAAACAUGGUUCAACGAGAGAGCCAAUAUACCUAUAUAUAUAACUGUUUAAUGCAGGUUCUUAAAAAUCCAUAUUUUUUAAAGACGUAUAAGCCACCUCCUGUGGAACCUGUGCAUGAAAAUAAUUCUAAAAGUACAAGUGAAACAAUGAACUCCGAUGACAGCAAUAAAGUAAAUCUUGAAACAUGAGCAAUAUUUACUCUAUUUUCAAAUGUCAACAAAUAUAUGAUCAAAUAUGUGCCUUGUCAAUGUCUGACUCAAUGAACGUAAAAUUGAACAAAAGAUUUAUCUAAUGAAAUUAAUAUGUUAAACAUGAAUUUUAUACAACUUCAAAUGAGAAAUUUGUACAAAGUUUAAUUUUUACAGAUCAAAGUAAGCAACUUAAUCUAGACUAAUCUAUUUAUAUUGAUUUUUUAAAUUCAU